AACAUGGCGGUAACACCAGCCCGACGGUCAUCUCUCCACGAUUUAGGUUUGUGGGCCGACCGGACUGCCCUCCACGAAGCCGCAUUUCAAGGCAGGGCUUUACAGCUGAUACGGCUUAUAGAAAGUGACGCGUCAGUCAACAUCGUGACGGUGGACAACGUCACGCCACUGCACGAGGCCUGCCUUCAAGCUCACCCGCACUGUGCCCGGCUUCUGCUGGAAGCCGGGGCCCAGGUGGACGUUCGGACCAUCCACGGCAGCACUCCCCUCUGUAACGCCUGCUCUUCCGGGAGCUUGGAGUGUGUCAAGCUGCUGUUGAAAUAUGGCGCCAAAAUCAACCCGUCGCUCACCGCUUUGACCGCGUCGCCCCUGCAUGAGGCCUGCAUCCAAGGGAGUCCUGAGAUAGUGAGGCUGCUGAUAGCCAACGGUGCCAAUCUGGAGGCGUACGACGUCCACUUCGGCCCGCCCCUGCACAUCGCUUGUGCAAAAGCGCAGGUAGAAUGUGUCAAGGAGCUUCUGCUUGCAGGUGCCGAUGUGAAUUCGAGCAAAUUUCACGAGACGGCAUUGCACCACGCGGCAAGACUGGACACGCCGGACGUGAUCGAACUGCUGGUGGAGUUUGGAGCCAAUACGCGCCAGCUUGACAACUCGGGUCUCAAACCCAGUGACUACUCAAAACCCGCGUCACCUUCCUGCCUCUGUCUUAAGUUUUAUGAAAGCAACCCGCUGAGCCUUCAGCAGCUUUGCAGAAUCGCUGUGAGGAGAGCACUCGGUACCACAGCCUCGACGGUCAUAGGUUUGCUGGACAUAUCCCAUAUUAUUAAAAGCUAUCUGCAGUUUCAUUAA
Molecule: messenger RNA, 846 nt
Organism: Nerophis lumbriciformis (worm pipefish)
Lineage: Eukaryota; Metazoa; Chordata; Actinopteri; Syngnathiformes; Syngnathidae
Source: RefSeq, a predicted model, not a curated record